AUGAAAGACCAUCUGGCCUUAUUACGCACGGAACAUACAGAGUUGCAGAGUCGUUAUUCAGAGUUAAAGAAAAAAUAUGAAAUAGCAACUGCUACAUGUCCAAAUGAAGGAGUCUCUUUUGCUUCAUCGGUACUAUCGCUUGUGAACUCGCUGUUUGGUGAGACGAAAUACAGUGAUAUUCGCUUCUCGGUGGCCGAACGUACCUUUCAUGCGCAUCGUCUCGUUGUUGCGGCUAGAACUACACAUUGGAAUCUUGUUGACAAUGAGUUGAUCACGAUUGACGAUGUUGAGCCGGCGACCUUUGAAAUAGCACUUCGAUGGAUUUAUCAAGACACUUUGGCUCAAAACUACGAUGCGAGCACGUUAAUGGCAGUGGCAAAUCUGGCGAUUGCUUGCAAGCUGCCACAUCUGGUGGAGUUGUGUGAAAGGAGUUUGUCGUUACUUCUCGAGGUUAAAAACGCAGUUUCUAUUUAUGAAUUUGCUGACCGAGUCAAUUCAAAGGAUUUGAAGGAAAAAUGCUCACAACUUAUUACAGAGAGAUGGAAGGAAUUCAGCCCUGAACACUUUGCAAAUUUUCCUGCGCCUCUAUUGUUACGGCUAUUAAAAUCACAAUGUGAAAACCCAUUGCAUACGAUUAUUGACCUCGAACGAGAAGAUGCCCUAUUUCUUUACUUUGUGGAAAACGAUUCCAAGUUAUUCGACCUUGUUAACGCUCCAGAUUCAGAAGGGAUACUUUCACUUGAACGAGCGUUGAGACGAGGAAAUUAUUCGAUUGCAAAGCAGUUACUUCAACACAAAGCCGAUCCCAAUAAACUGAAUUCGAAGCAAUGCCCAUUGAUGAUAAAAUUUGUCCAAGAAGAUCUUUUUGAUGCGGUGCAAUUUUUGGUGGAAAACGGAGCUAAUUUGUUCUUGUCGGAUCAAGAUGGAUCUACGGUUUGCCAUCAUCUUGCUGAAAGAAAACUAUCAGCUGAAACAUUGAAGUGGAUUGAGGUGAUGAUCGAACAGUUGCCGAUAGAUUUGACAAACAAGAAAAAACAGAGUCCCUUACAUGUUGGUGUUUUAUCCGGAAACAUUGACUUUAUAUCUCGCUUGCUUUCAACAAAACGUGUCGACUUGAACAAGGUUGAUGUGGAAGGCUCGACUCCUCUUUCUCUUGCACUCUUUACAAAUAAAAAUGAAGAUAUUGCUCAAAAGUUGCUCAUCGCCGGUGCUGACAUUAAUAAACAAUUCGAUAAUGGAGAUUAUUUGGUACACCGAGCUAUAGGUGAUAUAGAAACUUUGAACUUUUUGCUGGAAAAGGGCGCUAACCCUGAAGUUUUCGACAAAGAAGGAGAAUCGCCUCUUGCAGUUGCUGUUCAUUGGAAUUGUGGAAAGUCAAUUGAAACCCUCAUUCGAUACGGAGCGGUAACGAAAGGCUACCUUCAUUUGGCUAUUAACAGCAACUAUCUUGAAGCAGCCACGGUUUUGUUAAGCAACGGUGCAGAUGUCAAUGAAGUUGACUCGUCGAAAGAAACUCCGUUGCUGGUUGCAAUUCGAUCUAAAAAUGAUGAUGCUACUGUUUUCCUCCUUAAUAAUGGUGCUUCCCACUUGAUAAAAAAUACUCCAAGUGGAUGUACGAUUACCGAAUUAUGCGUUGCUGGUGGGCUGGCAAAAGCGGUGCGCCUGUUGACUUCAUUAGGCAUUGAUCUCAAUGAACGAGUUGAUCAGGGUGCCGGUUUUCCGCUUAUUAUAAGAGCAUUUGAAAACGAGCAUUGGCAAUGUGCUUCUGUGUUGAUCUCAGCUGGGUGCGAUCUAGAAGGACGUACAGUAGUGGAAGGAGCUGAAACUACACUUCUUCACGAGUCAUUAAAACGAGGAUGGUCAGGGGCGGCUACUCUAUUGAUUGAAGCAGGGUGUGAUCUAAAUGCAACUCGAAGAUUAACGAAUUCAGCUGAAGCAGAUCGACGAACCCCACUUCAUAUGGCGGUUGUCUAUGGGAAUUACGACGUUAUUCCGUUCAUCAUCUCUUUUGGCGCUGAUUUAGAGAGACAAGAUAACGAAGGCCGAACGGCUGGCCAUCUGGCUGUACAAGAAGGUAGUGAGAAGGCCAUUGAAGCACUACUUGCUUCGGAAAACGUUGGAUUUCUUUCUGUUCGUGAUCGACUCGGACACACUCCACUUUCAUUGGCAAUAACACUACGUCACCACAGAAUUGCAUCAACAAUCGUGAAACGACAACCACAUGCGGCUUUGCAAUGCAAUGGAAGUGGGGAAAACUUACUGCACACGGCCGUAAAGGCCAAUGAUCUAGAAAGUGUUCUGUUUUUACUUGGCACUGAAAUGGAUGCCUCGCAACCAACUGCAGACACUUCGAGAAGAACGGCAAUACAUCUGGCCGUUGAAUAUGCAAAUAAUGAGAUGAUAUUGCGGAAUCUGCUUUUAACUGGUUGUAAUGUGAACGGGCGAUGCUCUGAGGGAUCAAUAGCUUUGCAUACUGCUGCAAGAUGUGGAAGAGCGGCGCAUGCUAUGAUUCUUCUUGAAAAUAAUGCUGAUCCGUCAAUUCAAGACAACAAAGGAAACACAGCUAUUCAUAUUGCCCUAUCGAAUGGGGCCUCGGAAGUAGCAAAAGCGUUGCUUUCAAACAAUAAUGCGGACCUACGAAUAACAAACAAAAAGGGCUUAACACCGCUACAUAUGUGUGCUUCAACUUGUGGGGCGUUAGCGGUGGAAACGUGUGAAAUGCUACUGAAUACAUUGGCUAAUGGAGCUCCCGAGGUUUCGCAACAGGAUAUAGAUGUAUUGGAUGCAAAUGGAAACACUCCUCUUCUCCUUGCUUAUAUGGCUGGUAAUGCUGCAGUUUGUCGUCUACUUCUGAAAAGAGGAGCCUCGAUGGGUAUUCGGAAUUAUGAUGGAAUUUCAAUGUUUAACUACGAUACGCCGACAAAACAAUUGCUUUUUGGAUUGUUGGACACGCUUGAACGAGAACCACGAUGGGCUGAGGGGGAUACGUGUAGCGAUUGUGGUGUUAAGUUUUCGAUUACGACAAGGAAACAUCAUUGCCGGCAUUGCGGGCGGGUUAUGUGCUCCAAAUGCUCAGAGACAGCAAUGCCAAUAUUGAAGUUCGGUGAAGAGAAGCGACAACGUGUUUGUGCUCUUUGUGCACAGGUCUUAACAAUAGGUGCUCCACGUUCA
This is a messenger RNA of Mesorhabditis belari, 3171 nucleotides long. The record is from the annotation of a GenBank genome assembly. NCBI's taxonomy places the organism in Eukaryota, Metazoa, Nematoda, Chromadorea, Rhabditida, Rhabditidae.